Molecule: messenger RNA, 2086 nt
Organism: Hypoxylon fragiforme
Lineage: Eukaryota; Fungi; Ascomycota; Sordariomycetes; Xylariales; Hypoxylaceae
Product: mitochondrial carrier domain-containing protein
Exons: 2
Coding region: 193-1722 (509 amino acids)
Source: RefSeq, a predicted model, not a curated record
AAGUCCAACCCCUCCGUACCCUUGCUUAGCUAAUACCGCCAUCGAUAAUUUAUUCCUCUUUUCGUACUUUUCUGUACUUACGAUACUCCACAUCCACAUGCCACUCUUGGAAUCUUUUGCACCGGAACAGCUUGGGCGUAAAUCAGUUAUGAAAUAAACCCCUCCUAAUUUCCAUUCACAUUCCCACCCGAUAUGUCUUCACCAAAAGAAGGCGUUAAUCCUCUGCGCCCUUAUUAUAUACCGCCCUCUAUAGGAGAGCAGGUUGGGGCUCUCCCGUCCCAACCGAAUCCGUUUUCACAUGGAAAUGUUACCACUACACCAGCAGCGGUAGCAACGACAUCGAACAAAUAUGCAUCCAGGGCGCGUGACAUAUUUCCAGAUAUAGAUUACAAGGACCACCUAGAGGACUUCUCCCCUUCGACUGUCCAGUCUAUCAAAAGCCUAGUCGACGAGUUAAUAUGGAAGUAUACAUCCGUCGUUAUGGCCCAACCUUUCGAGGUAGCCAAGACGAUCUUACAAGUGAGACUUCAAGAUGAUGUAGGAGGCUUAAGCAAUUCGAACUCGUCUAAGGGCUUGCGUGCUCCAAGCAUACCAACCCUUACCGACGAACCUAAAGCUAGCCCAAGCCUUAUCAGUCCAAAGAACGUAUGGGAAGAGGGUGCCGACUCCGAUUCUGACCCGGAGGAGGCCGCAUACUUCACUACUAAUACUCCAUAUACACCUACGCCGUCCUCACGGUCGAAACGAAGAGCAUCGUCGCCGAUAGAUCGUCCGAAGUCACCUACGAGGCCCGCACUCCUUCCACAUCAGCUUGCUCUCAAGAGGCCCGAUUCCAUACUUGAUGUGAUAUCCCAGCUAUGGUCAAAAGAGUCGAUGUGGGGAGUUUGGAAGGGGACCAACGCUACAUUCCUCUAUACAGUGCUGCAGUCACUACUAGAGAACUGGUCGCGAAGUCUCCUAAGUGCGUUAUUCAACGUUCCAGAUUUGGGACUUAAGGAUGACGUCGACAGACUGGUCGAUAUCGCAUCGCCUUACCCAUGGGCUUCCCUUUGCGUAGCUGCCGCGGCUGCUGUCGCAACCGGACUUGCUCUGGCCCCUCUCGAUCUUGUCCGGACGAGAUUAAUUGUCACAUCCACUGGACGGGCGCCACGUCGCACACUAGCAACUCUGAGGGCUCUCCCUUCGUGGAUUUGUCCUUCAUCCCUGAUAGCCCCCACCAUCCUGAACUCUCUCGUCCACCCAUUCCUCACACUAUCCACACCCCUCGUUCUCCGCUCGCAGUUCCUUAUCGACCGCGAGCAAUCGCCUAUGACAUUUUCUGUCGCCAAAUUUUGCACUUCGUGCGCGUCACUAUUUGUCAAGUUACCUUUAGAAACGGUACUUCGUCGCGGCCAGAUGGUGGUUCUACAGGACCACACCUAUCUCGAGGCCCUGGAUGAAAAUGGCAAGAUGGACGCCAUCAUUGAACCCGGGCCGUGCAACGGCGUGUUCGGAACUAUGUACACUAUCGUCGCCGACGAAGGCUCUCGCGCUGCCUAUGCUGUGCCGACUAAGACGUCGCCUCGCAAUAGGAAAGCGAAGCAGCCUAAGGUGGCCGAGGUGGUGUAUAAAAGGGGUCAGGGGUUCGAGGGACUUUGGAGAGGGUGGAAGGUCAGUUGGUGGGGACUUGUGGGUCUUUGGACUGCCAGCGUCGCAGGAGGCGGCGGCGAAGGUGAAUUUUAAGACCCCUACCACUCCGCACAUUUAGUGUUGCCAAGAUGGUUUUAGUGAAAUUUGGGAGACGACCGGGGUUGCGUCAUCAGUAAAUAAGAGAAACGGAGUUGAGGUGUUGAGGUAUGACGGGCCUCGUGCCAUUCCCUACUCAAACAUGGGCUUAUAUUGCGUGUGAAGGAAAAAGAAAAAUAAGAAAAGCAGCAGCGAAAGCAGAGCAAGAGCAAAUGCAUUUCACGAGAUACGCUUGAUAUCCCCCCCACCCCCUAUUCGAAAUGUACGAAAUAAACGAACAUACGAAUGAACAAACGAGACGGAUUCUAUGUGUCUGGCAUAGACCUAUACAAAGUUUUUGAAUAAAAGUUUAUAAAGAUGA